Panicum virgatum (switchgrass) is the source of this 585-nucleotide messenger RNA. RefSeq names its product angiomotin-like. The record is from RefSeq and is a predicted model, not a curated record. Lineage: Eukaryota; Viridiplantae; Streptophyta; Magnoliopsida; Poales; Poaceae. Bases 1 to 585 code for a protein of 194 amino acids. The transcript has 2 exons.
AUGGUGGACAUUACUGAUAAAUCUGUGGUCUGUGAAGAGAACCAGAUUCCUGUUCCUGAAGAUAAGCUCAAAGAAGAACAAAAGAUGGAAUUUGAAGAGCUGGUGGAGAAAUUCAAACGUGAAUGCCUCAAGUCGUACAGCAUCAACAGAUCUGGCGAAGUGAUCAAGAAGUUUGAUCUUCCAACUUUCCAGCCAUUGACAGAGGCUCAACAUGAGAACAAGAUGAUGGAUGCAGUUGGCCAAGCUGUAGCACAAGCUUUCAUCAAGAGUGCAACAGUCAUGGGCAAUACAGUUCACAAUGCGGUGGUCAAGACUUUAGCUGAAGGAGUGGAAGAAGCCGCGACCUCCUUCCCCGCGGGGGUCGUCCUCCCUGCGCCUGCCAUCCCCGCUGCCGCCUUCGUAGCCGCGGCCGCCUUCCCCGCGCGGGUCUUCGUCCCCACGCCCGACGUCCCCGCGGCCGCCUAUGUAGCCGCGGGUGCCUUCCCCGCGCGGGCCUUCUUCCCCGCGAUUGCCUUCCUAGCCGCGGCCGCCAUCCCUGCACCCACUGAUGUACCCGCGCCCGCCUUCUUCCCCGCGCCCGAUUAA